Botrytis byssoidea is the source of this 2514-nucleotide messenger RNA. RefSeq lists its product as uncharacterized. Bases 1 to 2514 code for a protein of 837 amino acids. Lineage: Eukaryota; Fungi; Ascomycota; Leotiomycetes; Helotiales; Sclerotiniaceae. The transcript is spliced from 3 exons. The record is from RefSeq and is a predicted model, not a curated record.
AUGGAGGCACUUGCUGCUCUUAGCCUUGCAGGCAACGUUAUGCAAUUUGUAGAUUUUUCUAGCAAGAUAAUAUCCGAAGCUCGUGCAAUCGAGAAAAAUGGAGAAUCGUUAUCCAUUGCUGAUCUCCAGCGCUUUGCAUUAAACUGUACGAAGCACGCGAGUAUUAUCAGAUCCCGUCUUCAAGCCAGCAACUACACAAGACCUCUCAGCAAGGAGAAUCAGGUUUGGGCCCCAAAACAUCUUGUUGAUUUGGCAGCAGACUGCGAACAGGCUGGACAUAAGUUCGCAUUCUACUUGUCCACAUUUUCGACUUCUUGGACAGCAAUCAAUUUCCUACACGUUCUGAAAGACAGUAUUAGAGUUCGAUGGCGACAGGAAGCAAUUAUCACCUUCGUCGACAAGCUUGAGGGCUUCCAGAGAGCCCUGACACUUGCUGUAAUACUCGCUUUUCAAUCCAGCGUUGACAAUAACAACGAGAAUCUCAUAUUUCAUACAAAGGCAUUGCAGGAUUCAGGCGACAAAAACAACGCCGAAAGCAUUAGACAAAAUGAGCAGAUCAAAGAUAUGUUGGUAGAUAUGCAGUCGCAUUCUGCCUCAAAUCUGGUAAUACACCGAAAAUUACAGACUUGUCUGCGCGACAUCAGCUCGCUGCAUCGAUCCACGCCGCAAAACCAGACCAUUUUGACAUGGUUGAACUUUCGUCAAAUGGCUUGGAGAUACAAAGAGAUAUGCACCGCUUACCAAGAGACGUUUCAGUGGAUCUUCAGACCGCCAGGUCUAGGAGAUGCAUGGGAUGACUUUGGCAAUUACUUAAGCGAAGAAGGCUGGAAGCGGAAAACGACCCUUCUUAGGUUCAUUGUUGAUAAUGAGCAAACAUAUAACAAGCUGGCUCUCUGGGCGCCGCAGAAUCAGCUUCCUGUGCUUCACUUCUUUUUUUGGAAUUUGGGUACACCAUUACAGAAGAGCCGGACUGGAAUACUCCGGGCCAUUCUUCACGAGGCACUCUCCAAGUACCCUGAGCUCAUUCCAUCAAUACUCCCAGAUCUUUACAGCAACUGGAAGAAAUCUUAUGUGAGCGAUGAGCCUACCUUUGAGGAGAUGAAAAGAGCGUUAGAAAUGUUUGUGGAGAAAGCCUCACAAUUUCUUAAGAUAUGCAUCUUUAUUGACGGCAUAGACGAGUUGGCCGCCGAUCAUAAGGAGUUGGCACAACUGGCUCGCUCACUUGCUGGAGGAAACGUCAAGGUUGUGGUGUCCAGUCGGCCCAUUAAUGCAAGUGCCAACGUCUUUAGGGGUUGUCCAACCUUGAGAUCGCAAGAUCUCACAAGACACGACAUGGAUCAGUACAUCAGGGUAAAUUUAGUGGGCCACCAAGCCAUGUGUCAGAUGUCGAGAUUUGAUCCACGAGGAGCAGGAGAUCUGAUUUCGGAGAUUAAAUCGAAGGCUGAAGGCGUUUUUCUCUGGGUUCGCUUGGUUGUGCGACUUCUUGUAGACGGUCUUGAAGCUGGCGAUUCAAUUAUGGACUUGCAAGCAAAGCUUCAAUCACUUCCUAGGGACCUGAAAGAUCUGUACCGAGGAAUGUUGUCCAGAACUCUUCCGGAGUACCAGGUACAAGCAUCUGAAAUACUGCAGAUGUUCCAUGUCUGGAAUACAUACACUUCGCAUCAGCCACUCGGCGUGAUCACUUUUGCAUUCGCUAUGCAGCCCUUGAACGAGGCUUUCACCCGCCCAGUCGCUCCUCUGGAUUUGGAUCAGUAUAUAUGGCUGUACAACAGUACAGAAGCACAAAUUCAAAGCCGAUGUUGUGGUCUUCUCGAAAUUGGGAGAGAUUGUGGUCCCGCAAACGCUGCUUUGAAUUGGGCCUCUGGCGAUGAAAAUGACGGUUCGGUUGUGAGAUAUAUGCAUCGGACAGUUGGUGAAUUUCUCGUUUGCGGCGAGGUGUGGGAAGAGAUGAGGAAGAUGACACAAAAUACUGGAUUCAAUCCAGCUUUGAAUCUAUCAUCAGCUUGUCUUUCUAUGCUCAAGUCAGCAAGUACCAUCACUAGCGCAAGAGCAUCGACUAUACUGUUUGGCAAUCUGAUCAACCUUAUUGGUUCCUCUAUUUGCUUUGAGAAUCUAGCCUUGCCUGAGUAUAUGCAAUGUAUGGAACAAUCGAUGAGCAAACAUCAGAACCUCUUCAGCCACCUUUUUGGCAGAGAAGUCACCCGGGCAGAAAAUUGGCUGCAAUACUUCCGCUCUAAUAUUGGGAAAGCUAUUAGCAAUUAUAAUGCAGAACCAUUUCAAAUAAAGGGAAGAAUUUCUUAUAAAGUUAGCAAGCUUAGACGGAAGGCACCUCCUGGAGCACCUUUCCACCGUGCACAAAGAGGUACUCAUAACUUGGUAACGGCUUUAGUGUCUUCUACAGAUAACACAGUUACUCCGAACGAAGAUCACGUUCUUAGUGGAAGGGAUAUUUGGUAUUUAUAUGGACCUCCUUUCCUUGAAACUCGACAGUUUUCAGCGUCUUCGCAUGAAUGA